AUGCAACGGGCCGAAUUCAAAUUUCUGAGCGGGUAGAAGUCAUAAUAAGCUAAUCUUUAUUUUUUGUUGCAAUUAGUAUAUUUAUCGAUACGUCAGAUAGCAUAGCUCAAUGUUCAUAUAAGAAUAGAGUUGAUUAUCUCAGGAUUAGCCAACACAACAAUGGUGGACGUCGAGGAUGGACAUUCGAAGCCGAACAUGGCUGAUGGAGAGGUGUAUGGGAGAAUGUCUGCUGAGCAGAUGGACCUACAGAGGACAGAGAAUGUGGCCUACCAGUACCUCUGUCAUCUAGAAGAGGCUAAAGUGUGGAUCCAGGCUUGCAUAAAUGAGCAGCUCCCAGCAACUACAGAGCUAGAAGAGGGACUCAGAAAUGGAGUUGCCCUGGCUAAGCUCGGUCAUUUCUUCUCCAAACAAACUGUCCCUUUCAAAAAGAUCUAUGAUCCCGACCAGAAGAAAUAUGAGAUGAGGGGAUUGCAUUUCAGACAUACUGACAACAUAAACCAUUGGUUGAAGGCAAUGGAAGAAAUCAAGUUCCCAAAGAUAUUUUAUCCCGAGACUACAGACAUCUAUGACAGAAAGAAUAUGCCAAGGACAAUAUACUGCAUCCAUGCACUCAGCCUCUAUCUGUUUAAGCUUGGCCUGGCUCCACAAAUACAAGACCUCUAUGGCAAAAUCAAGUUCUCAGAUGAGGAGAUCAGUGCUAUGAGGAAAGAGUUGGACAAGUAUGGCAUCCAGAUGCCUGCCUUCAGCAAGAUAGGAGGAAUUCUUGCCAAUGAGAUGCCAGUUGAUGAAGCAGCAUUGCAUGCUGCAGUAAUUGCUAUCAAUGAUGCUGUGGAGCAUGAUGAUGUGGCUGGUACCAUUCAAGCUCUGCAGAACCCUGCAGCCCACUUGGUGCAGAUCAUACCAGAAUAUGCAGAUGACUACCAGGAGAUCAUGUAUAUUGCCAAAAAUACUAAAGCUGAAAACUCAGGAAACAAAUCCAUUGAUCCAGAUGUUACAUUUGAGCCUGAUGUUUAUGAUGAGCUGCUAACACAGGCAGAGAUACAGGGAAACAUCAACAAAGUCAACACCCUGCAGGCUCUAGCAAUCCUGAAUGAAGCUGUGGAGAGUAACAGUCCAGACCUAUUGAGUAGCAGUCUCAGGUCACAUCAUUUAAACCUGAUGAAGGUGAAUACACAGUAUGCUCCCCAAUACCUGCUACAACUCAGACAAAUACAAAAGGACAAGAGGAAUAACAAUGGAGCAGAGUCAGGUUUCCUUGACAAGAAUGAUGUCCAGACUGCUAUUUUGACAGCCAACAUGGCAGGAGACUCAGAACAACUUAAAUGUGAUGCAAUUGCCAAAAUCAAUGUUGCUUUGGAGUCUGGAGAUCCAAUGCAAACACUACAAGCUCUGCAGAACCCUCACGCUCAACUCCCACAAGUAUUUGACUUUGCGGCUCCGUUAUAUCAGGAUGAAUUCUUUAACAUCAAAUCUGAGAAAGGGAAUGAACUUGAAUAUGCUGAGAUUCUGGGUGGUGUAAAAGUUUUGUCUGCUAUUGGUAAGAUCAACAAAGCUGUGGAUAUUCGCAACCCUGAUGAGAUAAUCAAAGCUCUCAGCUACAAACACGCGCACAUCAGUAACAUUGAUAAGACUCUACAGGAUAAAUAUCUCACACAUUUAGCCAAGACAAGGCAGGCGAAGAAUGAUGAGGGCCUUGGUGAUCUACUGACACAUUUUGAAAUCCAGGAAGUUGUUGAUGUUGUCAACAAGCAAGUGGAAGAGGAAUCUGACUGCAUUUCUGCUAUUGAGGCCAUUAAUGAUGCUGUGGAGAGGAGAAGAUGUAAUGAUACAUUGAAAGCCCUAGAGGUCCCCUCUGCCAAGCUAGUUGGGGUACAAGCAGACAAUGUAUCACACUACCAGGCACUCCUGGCAGAGGCUAAGCAGAAGAAAGCCAAAGAGACCAAUGAUGCCAAUGCCUUACUGUGGUUAGAUGAGAUACAGCAAACUAUACACCAGGCCAACAGCAAUGCACAGCAGGGACAGAAAAUGUCUGUUGCCAUGGCAGCCAUCAACAUAGCCAUAGAUGAUGGCAAUGUGCCAAACUUGUUGAAGCAGCUCCUUAAUGUUGACGCUGGUCUCCACAGUGUUACAGCUGAGUGUGGCAAGAAAUAUCUCAAAUACCUCACCAGGGAAAAGGCUGAAAAACAAAAAACAGGUGAUUGUGGCAGUGGUUGGAUGAUGAAUAGGAUACGUGAGGGCCACAAGUUCUACUUCAACUGCCAUAACAUGGAGUACAGCUGGGAGAGGAGGCCAGACUGCACUAAAGAUUUCUCUCUUCUCAACAAAGAAGAUAUACAGGCCAUUAUAAGUGAAGCUACAUGUGCUCAUGACCGCCAAGCUGCGUUCCUGGCCAAUGAACACUACAUUACUCUUCUACAGUCAAGGAUAAGGGGGUUCCUGGCCCGUAAAGAUUACGCGAAGAGAAAAGAUUACAUGCUUCGUCAAGUACCAGCUGCAACCAAAAUACAGAGCUGGUGGAGAAUGAUCCUGCAAAGGAGUCUUUAUAAGGAGAGACUAGCAACCCUUCACAAUAACCCUAGAUAUGUAGUCAGGAUCCAGAGCAAUGUCCGGAUGUUUCUUGCUAGAAAGAAAUACACAAGUAGACAGAGUUAUUAUAAAAUGCAUGAGGAUGCUAUAAUAAAGAUCCAGGCAUUCUUCAGAGCCAACAAAGCACGUGCUGACUACAGGAGACUCAUGUCUGAGCCCAACCCUCGUCUCAGUGUGGUCAGGAAAUUUGUACACUUGCUGGAUAGCAGUGAUGCUGAUUAUAAGGAAGAGAUAGAGUUGCAAAGGUUGAGGGAAGAGGUAGUCAACCUGAUCAAGUCAAACAAAACUUUGGAAGAAGAUCUUGACCAAAUGGACAUUAAGAUUGGUUUACUAGUGAAAAACAGAAUCACGUUGCAGGAUGUGUUAUCUCAUGACAGAAAGCUGAAGCAUUUCAAGGAAAACCCCAACAUGCUGUCAGGUAGAGGUCUCAAAGCACUCAGUCGGGAAUCCAGAGAGAAGCUAGAUGCAUACCAGCACCUGUUCUACCUUCUACAAACAAACCCUACAUACCUUGCUAAACUGAUCUUUGAGAUGCCACAGAGCCGUACAACAAAGUUCAUGGAGUCUGUCAUCCUGACCCUGUACAACUACGCCUCUAGCAACAGAGAGGAAUACUUGCUGUUUAAACUCUUCAAGACAGCUCUACAAGAGGAAGUCAAAUGUAAGGUUGACAAGAUGAGUGAUGUGGUCACAGGCAACCCAAUGGUUGUGAAGAUGAUUGUGGGAUUCAACAGGAACACUAGAGGCCAGAAUGCUCUGAGAGAGCUAUUGAACCCUCUAGUACAAAGUGUGGUUGACAACAGGAAUCUACGCAUCAACACUAACCCUGUAGAGAUAUACAAGACUUGGGUCAACCAGAUGGAGACACAGACUGGCAAAGCAUGUGGUAUGCCCUAUGAUGUCACUCUUGAGCAAGCAUUGACACAUGCUGAGGUACAGAAGCGCCUACAAGAGAGCAUAUACAACUUGCGUGUUGAAACUGAUAAAUUCUUCAAUGUUAUAUUGAGGUCACUUGAUAAAAUACCAUAUGGUAUGAGGUACAUGGCCAAAGUUUUGCGGACAGCGUUGCACGAAAAGUUCCCAACUGCCUUGGAGAAAGAUGUACUAAAAAUCGUUGGUAACCUGUUGUACUAUAGGUUCAUCAACUCUGCCAUAGUUGCUCCUGAUGCCUUUGACAUCAUUGAUGUUGGUGCCAAACAAGGUCUCUCUAAUGACCAGAGGAGAAACCUGGGUUCUAUUGCCAAAAUACUGCAGUUUGCUGCUUCCAAUAAAGGGUUUGGAGGGGAGAGUGCUCAUCUAUCCUGUUUGAAUACAUAUAUCAAAGAGGCCCAUGAGAAGUUCAAAAACUAUUUCCGUUCUGCAUGCAAUGUUGAGGAGCCAGAGCUGGUCUUCAAUGUGGACCAGUACACUGAUGUAGCUAAUGUUACCAAGCCUGUCAUAUAUAUCUCCAUACAGGAGAUCUGUGACACCCAUCAGCUGUUGUUGGAUCACCAAGCAGCUGUAGCCACUGACCCACAGGACCCCAUUCAUGAGCUCCUUGAUGAUUUGGGUGACAGACCAAACAUAGAUGACCUGAUAGGUGAAUGUAGCUGUGAUGAAGGAGGAAUUCUCAACAAGCAACAGAUGGCAAAGACAGAAGUUUCUCUUACACUGUCUAACAAAUUUGAAGUGCCAGAUGGGGAGAAUUCCGAUCAGAAAGCACUCCUUAUAAGGACCAAGCAGAUGGUUGUUGAUGUAAUCCGUCACCAGACAGGAGAUACCCUCAUGGACAUUCUUAGGGCCACUGCCACGGAUGAGAUGGAAUAUGACCAUCAGAAAUUGAUCCGGGAGAGAGAACGUCUUGCCCUGAAGGCACGUACUAGGAAAGCAAAGCUUACCAGACAACAAUCUGUCUUCUCUGAUUUAAGACUGCCUCUGGAAGGUAUGAAGACAAAGAUCAUAAAGAAUCUCCAGUCCCUAGAGAUUGCAGGAGUUAUAUCACAUAAGGAUGACUACCAGGGGCUGGUGAACAUUAUAGCACGGGAUAUUAGAAACCAGAGAUUCUACCGCAGUCGACGUAGACAGGAAACCAUCCAGCUGAAAAAUACAUCAAAGGCUUUGACGGGUAAACGUGCAUUCUAUGAGGAACAGGUUGACUAUUACAACCAGUAUGUGAAGACAUGUCUUACCAGCCUAGCCAGCAAGGAAAAGAAGAAGCGAAGCAGUUUGUUCCACAAGGAGCCUAGUAAGAAGUGUAUAAAGUAUAGUGGAGCUAGACUCUAUGAGAAGGGAGUGGUGCUAGAGAUAGAGGGUCUCCCGACAAACCAGUUCAAGAAUGUGUUGUUUGAGAUAGGGGAGGGUGUUAAUGCUGGUGUGUUUGAGGUGAAUGCCAAGUUCCUGGGAGUUACCAUGGAUGAGGCUGAACUUGUCUUCCAGGAUCUCCUCCAGCUGCAGUAUGAUGGAGUGGCAGUCAUGAAGAUGUUUGGCAAAGCAAAGAUCAAUGUCAAUUUACUUGUCUUCCUGCUCAACAAGAAAUUCUACAGCAAAACCCAUUAAGACGUUCGUUUUAUAGUAAAACUAUAGGAAGGAAAUGUCACCACAAAACAGUAUGAAAUUAUAAAAGGACUGCAAGCAAUACAUGUAGGUUGAUUAUGGAGAAUGUAGUUAUGAGUGAGAAAACACUAUGAACAACAACUUUAACUUUUGAAAUUCCAAAGUAAAUUCCAAAGGAAUUCAUGCGGCCCAAAAACUGAAGAGAACUUUGUAGAAGGCAAUUGGAGUAUUUUCAAUGAAAGUGUUCCUUGUACUUCAUGCAUUGUUCAACUAUUUAGAGUUCAUUUAAGAAGUGUUAUGAUUGUUAUUUAAAUGUACAUACAAAAAGACAAGUUUUACAAAUCUCUCAAAAUCUGUAUAUAUCCAAGAGAAUAUUUGAAACUGGUGUCUGUCUUUGUAAAUAGUUGACUCUAUAUAUGUGUGAAUGUGAUAUGUAUAAAUGUGUCUAUAUGUAGGAAUGCCUAUGUGUGUAUGAAUAACUCUACCUGUAUGAAUGUCUUUAUUCUUAUGAAUGUCUCU
Molecule: messenger RNA, 5637 nt
Organism: Owenia fusiformis
Lineage: Eukaryota; Metazoa; Annelida; Polychaeta; Sabellida; Oweniidae
Source: the annotation of a GenBank genome assembly